GGCCCUCCAGUCGCCGCUAGGAGCUUCAGGUCGCUCGUCGUUUCUCGAGUUCUACCGGCUGUCGGAUCGGUGCUCACCUCUCGGCCAUGGAGCCGACUCCCGACGCCGAGGAGGCGCACACGGUGCGCGAGGCGCUGGGCCGCUACGAGGCGGCGCUGGAGGGUGCGGUGCGGGCGCUGCAUGAGGACAUGCAGGGGCUGCAGCGCGGCGUGGAGCGGCGCGUGGCCGAGGCUCUGCGCCUAGCCGGCCCCUUGGCUCGCACCGUGGCCGAGCUGCAGCGGGACAACCAGCGGCUGCAGGCGCAGCUCGAACGCUUGACGCGCCAGGUGGAGGCGCUGGGCUUGGCGACUGGUGUGUCCACUGCACCCGGCACGCCGAGUCCCCCUCCGGCGGCCGCAGUUACAGAGCGCGCGCCCCGCCUGGGCACCGCACGCUUCUCCAGCCACGCCACCUUCUCUCUGUCCGGUCGCAGCCAGAGCGUGGAACAUGAUGAAGUCGGUGAUCUCGAGGCGAGACGAGCUUCGAACUCAUGCAUUAUGGAGAAUGGACACCAGCUGGGUGCAGGUUCAGCCAAUGGAGCUUCUGAGGUUCAAAUCUCCUCAGCCCCGGAUCCCCCUAGGCCACGCCCUGUGAGCCUCUCCUUACGGCAGCCCCACCAGCCGGUCACAGCUGUCACCCGAGUCUCUGAGAAAUUCUCUGGGGAGACCUCAGCUUCAGCUCUGUCACCCACAUCUGCUGCCAUUCUGGGGAGCUUUAGCCCAAGCCCUAGCGAGGCCAUCAGCCCCUGGACUCCUAGUCCCACUGAGAAAAAUUCCUCUUUCAUGCGGUCCUUGUCUGGCUCAGGGUAUGGAGCAGUGACAGCAGACAAGCACAAGGACAGCCCUCCAUUGGUGACUCCACCACAGUCACCCCCGUCCUCGCAGUCUCCAGCAAUGACUCAGGCCCCUCGCCAGGGAGAGCGACGGAGGGAAUUGGUGAGGUCGCAGACGCUGCCUCGUACCUCAGGGGCACAGGCUCGGAAGGCGUUGUUUGAGAAGUGGGAGCAGGAGACAGCAAGCAAGGGCAAAGGUGAGACCAGGGCCAAACUAAAGAGGUCACAGAGUUUCGGUGUGGCCAGUGCCAGCAGCAUCAAGCAGAUCCUGCUAGAGUGGUGCCGAAGCAAGACUGUGGGCUACCAGCAUGUGGACCUGCAGAACUUCUCCUCCAGCUGGAGUGAUGGGAUGGCCUUCUGUGCGCUGGUGCACUCGUUCUUCCCUGAUGCCUUCGACUACAAUGCCCUGAGCCCCACACAACGGCAGAAGAACUUUGAACUGGCCUUCACCAUGGCUGAGAAUCUGGCCAGCUGUGAGCGCCUCAUUGAAGUCGAGGACAUGAUGGUGAUGGGCCACAAGCCUGACCCUAUGUGUGUCUUCACCUACGUGCAGUCACUGUACAACCACCUGCGCCGCUUCGAGUAAAGCUGGGAGCCUGGAGAGGCCAGGAAGAAGACCGUGUUGUGUGGCCACUCGCUUUCCCCAGGCAGCAUGACACCCCGGGGGCCUCUGCGAUGGCGUGUGACCACUGCCCCUCACACUCGGUUACUGAUUCAAAGUAUCGAUGAGGCUAAGCUGAGCCCCACAGCCUCUCACAGCCAAGGGCUUGAAGGGAAAGGAAAAACUCUAGAGUCAGAGAAAUUGGUGCUAAGUGAUGAUCUUCCUACAGGGAAUGUUAGUAUUUUUCCCUUUGGUGAAUUUGAUACAUUGGCUUGACAGGGUUUCACUGAUUAUCAAGUUUUCUUCUUUUUCUUUUUCUUUUUUUUUUAAUCAAAAUACCCAGAGUUUUUUACUUCCUCACACUAUUUUGGGUCCCCUUCCCCCCUCUGUCUGGGCCACUGCUAGGAAACAGACUCAAGUUGUUAGGGAAGAAGAGUUAAUCACACCCAGGUCUUGGGUAGCAGAUGACUUAAUGUGUCACCUCUCCUCUGUGGGGAGGUGACAAGGUUCCUGCCUAGGUCCAGAGGGGCUUCUGGCAUUCCCAAGAGCCCCCACAAGUGUUCAGUUAAGAGUAGGUUACUUGGGCAGUACCAGGAAGGACAUGCUAGAUUCUUCGCACUCAGAGGGUUCCCAUUCACUCAAGGUAUUUAUAAAAAGAAUUUCAUUUGUAUCACCAGCCUGUUUGUACAUAAAAGAUGUGUCAACCUUCUCUUGGGUUUGUAACUUCUGUUUGGGAUAUGGGAGGAGGGUUGGUCAAUAAGAGACUGCAUAGAUUUAAACAAAGAUCUACUGAAAUCAUACCUUAAUUGUUUAUGUGUUCAAAACCACUUGCCUGUGAGGCUGAAAAAUGACAUUUCCCAUCUACCAAUGUGCUUGUCCCUUGGCCAUCUCUAUGUUGUUGAAGGACUGUGAACAGAAAAUUUACCCCCUGCAGAUCUGUCCCUUAGAUGUUGGCAAAUAUAUUAUGAUAAAAAGUG
Messenger RNA from Mesocricetus auratus (golden hamster), 2449 nucleotides. It is a transcript of the gene Smtnl2, whose product is annotated as smoothelin like 2. Gene Ontology annotation, biological process: positive regulation of vasoconstriction; actin cytoskeleton organization. Gene Ontology annotation, molecular function: protein phosphatase 1 binding; tropomyosin binding. Lineage: Eukaryota; Metazoa; Chordata; Mammalia; Rodentia; Cricetidae. The record is from RefSeq and is a predicted model, not a curated record. Gene Ontology annotation, cellular component: filamentous actin; microtubule organizing center; M band. The transcript has 8 exons. The coding region runs from base 87 to 1457 and encodes 456 amino acids.